CGGCCGUUGCUCGGAAUGCUCGGCUCGGAACGAGCUGCUCCAACGUUCGGGAACGCGGGGCUCCCUCGGCACCUCGUUCCUUGCCGCAGCCUCGCCCUGCUCUGUACCAUCGCCUUCUGGGGCCGAAAGAAAGCGAGGACACGAUACUUCCAGCGCAAGCGUUGGUGCCGGGGUCCCAGACCCGCAGAGCUGCGGCCUACCACGGAGACUGCGGCCGAACCACCGGGCCCGGCUCGGCCCUGCGAGGGACAGGCCCCGGCGCUGCACUACAACACCCAGAAUGCCGCGGGGCGAGCCGGCUGCGCAUGCGCACCAGAGCAGGAAGGCCCCUGCCGUUACCCCCCCCAGGUGCACAGCCGUGGAGUCGAUAAGCGGAUCGAAUCAGAAGAAUCCGAGGACGAAGGGAAGAAGACGGUGCGCUUAGUAACGGACCUCAGCCAGCAGAGCCUGAGAGAUGAGCAGAAUGGCGAGAGCUCCCCAGGAGAAGCAGAGAUACCAGUGGACAUGGAUACAAUUAGUCUGGACCCAGAAGCUGAGGAUGUUGACCUGAAUCAUUUCCGAAUUGGGAAGAUUGAAGGGUUUGAGGUGCUCAAGAAAGUGAAGACUCUGUGUCUGCGUCAGAACUUGGUGAAGCGCAUCGAAAACCUGGAGCAAUUGCAGACCUUGAGGGAGCUGGAUCUGUACGACAAUCAGAUUCGGAAGAUCGAGAACUUGGAAACUCUAGCGGAUCUUGAGAUCCUGGACAUCUCGUUUAAUGUUCUGCGACACAUUGAAGGACUAGAUCAGCUUACCCAACUUAAAAAACUCUUCCUCGUCAACAACAAAAUCAGCAAAAUUGAGAAUUUGAGCAACUUGCAGCUGUUACAGAUGUUAGAGUUGGGAUCCAAUCGAAUUCGGGUGAUUGAAAACAUCGACACCCUGACUAAUCUCGACAGUCUGUUCCUUGGAAAGAAUAAAAUCACCAAGCUCCAGAACUUGGAUGCGCUGACAAACCUGACUGUGCUCAGUAUACAGAGUAACCGCCUGACCAAGAUUGAGGGGCUGCAGAGCUUAGUGAACUUGCGUGAGUUGUACAUCAGCAACAAUGGCAUCGAAGUCAUCGAGGGACUGGAGAACAAUAACAAACUCACAAUGCUGGACAUUGCAUGCAAUAGAAUCAAGAAGAUCGAAAAUAUCAGUCACCUGACAGAGCUGCAGGAGUUCUGGAUGAAUGAUAAUUUCGUUGAGAGCUGGAGUGACCUGGAUGAGUUGAAAGGAGCCAAGAACUUGGAAACUGUGUACCUGGAGCGAAACCCUUUGCAGAAGGACCCCCAGUACCGGCGUAAGAUCAUGUUGACCCUCCCAUCUGUCCGGCAGAUCGAUGCCACGUUUGUUCGGUUCUGAACCUCCUGCUGCCCCUCUCUUUCCUGCCCUACUUGGAGAAAUGUCCCAGCUGGGGUUUUUUAUCCACUUACCACUCCCCAGGUCUUCAGUACACUGACACUCUCAGAGCAAAUGGUCAACAAAAAGCACUGACUACCAGACCUUGUGUACAAUGCACUCAUUGUUUUUGAAAUGUUGUUAUUAUUAAAUCUUAACAUAAGAGA
This is a messenger RNA of Coturnix japonica (Japanese quail), 1586 nucleotides long. The record is from RefSeq and is a predicted model, not a curated record. NCBI's taxonomy places the organism in Eukaryota, Metazoa, Chordata, Aves, Galliformes, Phasianidae.